AUGAAAAAAAUUGCACAAUUAUUGUUCAAGAAUACACGUGCAUCACAAUAGGUAGUUUAGAACGUUGAAGCUGUAAAGACCCCUGUUACCAAUUAAAAUCAUCAUCAUCACCAUCCAAAUCAUGAACAUUCUCAUAAUCAUAAGCAAGUUUAAUAUCCCAAGCCUAAUAUCCCUAAAUCAGUCGCUGAUAAUAUCUCUACAUGCUAGGUUCACGAGGAAAAGGAAUAUCCUAAUGUUAAGGCUCUUGAGAUGUGCAUGUCCUGUGAAGCAGGAAUGUGCUAUAUCUGCGCUAAUGAUCAUAUUGAUACAAAUCAUACUAUAGACUGGGGUUUCGAUAUAUUCAAUGUUAUGGAACCACCAAGAAAUGAAAAAAAUGAGUCAUUUAAUGCAGGCUAUAGGACUUUACUAGAUUUUGAAAAGGCAAAAUGCCCAUGUGGUAAUAAAUUGGUUGGCAAUAAAAACUCUACUAUAUGCGCUGCUUGCGGUAGUGCUACUUGUUCAGCUGAGUGUCAUGAUAUGUUCAUCCAAAGUUAAGGUAAAUGCCUAUUCAUUAGAAAUUUUAUCAAUAAUGAGGAAACAAGAAUGAUACAAAUCUACUAAGAUGAUAAUGACAAGCAUUUCCAGGAUAAUGUCGAAAGACUUUGUCUGUGUGAAUGUGAAAGCUGUUCUAAAAUAAGUCCUCAUCCAGUUCAUAAUUGCUUCUAUCGCUGCAAAAAUAGAUUAAAGAUGGAUGAUAAAACUAUUAGGUAACUUGGAUUGAAUUAAGAUUGUCAUUGCUAGUGCACAGAUUGCUUUUCUAGUAAGUAUCUUAGUUUGCUAAUUUGA
Stylonychia lemnae is the source of this 825-nucleotide messenger RNA. The record is from the annotation of a GenBank genome assembly. NCBI's taxonomy places the organism in Eukaryota, Ciliophora, Spirotrichea, Sporadotrichida, Oxytrichidae.